Molecule: messenger RNA, 2019 nt
Organism: Empidonax traillii (willow flycatcher)
Lineage: Eukaryota; Metazoa; Chordata; Aves; Passeriformes; Tyrannidae
Gene: PNRC2
Product: proline rich nuclear receptor coactivator 2
Exons: 3
Coding region: 405-827 (140 amino acids)
Biological process (GO): nuclear-transcribed mRNA catabolic process, nonsense-mediated decay
Cellular component (GO): P-body; nucleus
Source: RefSeq, a predicted model, not a curated record
GGUGUUAAACAGCGCAGGACGCGGCCGCCAUUUUGUGAGGGAGCGAGAGGGGCAGCGCGGGGUGGUGGGAGCUCUGAGGGCGGGGGGGGUCGGAGGUUGACGGCGGAGCAGCAAGGGGUCGGUUCCGAGUGGCCCGUGUGUGUUGUCUCUGCUUGCGGGAGAACGGAACGGACUGAAGUCGCAGGACUUCUCCCUUGGAGCUUCUGUGCCGAGAAUCCGAUGUUGGGCUCGGCUCCCUGGCUGAAGACAGCACAUCAGCCCAUGAAAACUUCUAUUCCCAGCCAAAGGAAGGAGUCCGGCACAAGGCAGCACCUGUUCUUUCAGGCUUGGAAGCAAGAAAGGGGGCAAGAGUUGGAGGGUGUGGAAUCCGAGAAGACAACUGAGAGGUGACAUUAAAGUUGAAGAUGGGUGGUGGAGAAAGAUACAACAUUCCAGUUCCCCAGUCUAGAAAUACCACCAAGAACCAUCAACAACUUAAAAACAGGCAGAAGAACAAAGAGCAGAACUCGCAGGUGAAGACCUACAUGAAGAAGGAAAGAGGACACGGAGGCAGCUCAUCCCCUGGUGCAUGGCAGGCCAUGCAGAAAGGGGGCAAGAGCAACGUUCCCUUCCCCAGCAAUCCCAACUGGAGUCCUGCUCUAUCCAAUCACAACCUGUUGUUCACCCCCCAGAGCAACCAGAACUAUGCUGGAGCCAAGUUCAGCGAGCCACCCUCCCCAAGUGUUCUUCCUAAGCCUCCGAGCCACUGGGUACCUGUUUCUUUUAAACCUUCUGACAAAGAAAUUAUGACGUUUCAGCUGAAAACAUUACUAAAAGUCCAGGCUUGAGAUGUACCUUUUCCUUAUUUUUCAGAAGUGAUUUAAAUUGACAGGGUUUCAAAUCUGAGCAUUGUUAUUCCUAACUCCAGCUGCACGGGUGUGCAGAGCCAGGUGUUCUUGCUGCAUGUAGUUAGUCACUUGGAAGAGGGGUGGAAGUUUACAUUCCCCUCAUGUUUUACCUCAAAAAGUUCAGUGCUGUGUUCACGUCACUGUGAAAUAGGUAUUUUUCUCUAAAAUCAAUCAAAUCAAAUCUCGAACAGUCACCAUUUAUUGUAUUUAUUGUGAGAGUAAAUGGGACUGUCUCCCAGAAUUGGAAUUGUGAAUUUGAAUCAUUAGAAAACCAGCUCUUACCUAACUUAAUGCAGCAUGAACUGGAAAUAAAAAACCCGCACUGAAAGCUUUAGUUCAGGUUAUUUGCUGCUCUUCAGACUGGUGUCAAAUUGUGCUAAAGGAACACUCUGCAGAUUUGCUGAGCAGAAACCUCCCCCUGGGCACAAGGUGAAGCACAGAUGAUUCUCUUACCUGUACCUGGGAGCUUUGGUGGCACUCCUGGAGUGGGGGAUGAGCAUUUCAAACCCGUGACUCUUAAAGGGAUGGAAGAACUCCAGGCGGAUCCGUAAUGCCUUUCUCCAGCUCCAGCAGUGCUUCCCGGGAAUCUCCAGGAGUCAGAGUGCCAACUAAAGACUUUGCAUUGCCAGGUGACUGCCAAAAAACUCCCCCAAAUCCCUUGGAUGCCCACUGCACUGAGGAGUUCUAAACACAUUUUUCUAUCGGUUUUUAUAAUGCUAAAAAGUUGAGGUAGUUCCUUAGAUUGUUCUUAAUUGGUUCCCUUCUAAUAAUUGACAGUAGUUUGGGGCAGGUAUUCAGUGUUUUCACAGGGAAGACAGAGCCAUGUAAAUACAUGUAAAACAUUGUAGCAUAUGUAAAUUUAUGCUGGGCUUUCCUGCACAGAAGUAUUUUUAGUACAAAACUGCUGAAUGUAAGAUGACCAUGUUGAGUACGUGGCCUAGUUUAAAAAAAAAAUGUUAUUUUGUUUAAAAAAAAAAAGACAAAAAAAAAAGACAUUUGUGGCUGUGCCCUUGCACUUCACAUGCAGUGAAUAUGCACGUUGUAUUUGGUUGUGAGCUCAUUUUUUAAAGUAAAAUCAGUGCAAAAGAGGCUUAUUUAGAUUUUUUUAAUAAAAUAAAAUUUUAAAAAACUU